ACGCGCCGUGUGUUCUCAACGGAGGAUGUUGACAUUUCUCCAAGAGCUUGCGACUUCUCUCUUGCUGAAGCUGCACUCAGUACAGACGUGUAAAUAUAGACGAGCAGAAUGAGCAACCGCGCUGAGAAAUUCAUUAUAAUAACAUGAGGCACACGUACACGACACACGCAACGGAGGGCCUCGGUGUGAUCCGCCGCCAUUCGAACGAAUCGGGCACUGUGCGGCGCUGCGUGCCGGAACGUGCGCCGACGCCAUUGCGUGGCGAGCGAGCGAGCGGCGCGAGGAGGCGAGGCGAGGCGAGGCGAGAACAGCCGAAAUGGAGGAGAGCCAAACAUCGGAAAGUGUCGCCGUGCUACCGGACAUGUCCGAACCGUUGACGAGCGAGACCGAGGAGGCGGCCACGCUAACGAGCGAGCACGAGGCGCAUCCCGUCGCGGUCACAGCGAGCGUCACUUCGGUUCCGGGCGUUCCUGGUGUUCCUGGGGUCGGUGUGCCGGUUUCUCUGCCCGUUGGCUCCAUCAUCGGCGUAGCGAACUCUACCAAUGGCACGACCUUCAACGUCAUCACGCCAGAGCAGCUGCAACUGCACUCAGGCCCGGGGCAGCUCAGGCAGAUGCUAUGCGUCGAUAACGGCUUCAUCUGUGAGCCGCGCAAUGACAAGGACACGGAUCCUCUACGUUGGAACGGUGAGCUGAAAGCGACUCACAUAGUAAUACAAAACAGCACAGAUGAAACUGAAUCGGAACAGAUACAUGUGUCCACACCUAGUUCCCAACCGAUAUACAGCUGGUCUGAGUCAGCUAAUUUAGCAGUGUUACCUGUCAGAUGUAAAAACACAAAUGCAGAGUUGCACAAGAGCAGAUUUGGGUCUGGUGGUAGAGGACGUUGUAUCAAGCUAGGUACAGACUGGUAUACACCCAGUGAGUUUGAGGCUCUCUGUGGGAGAGCGUCUAGCAAAGACUGGAAACGAAGCAUUCGAUUUGGAGGUAGAAGUCUGCAGACUCUCAUCGAUGAGCAAAUCUUAAAGCCCCAUGCCACUUCUUGUACCUGCGCUGCCUGUUGCGAUGAUGAUAGCGCAACAGGCCCAGUACGUCUGUUUACUCCAUACAAACGCCGAAGAAGAACCAGGGACACAUCUGAUGGAGAAGGUGCUCCCCUGCGCAAGCACAAAACCGAAAACUCACGAGAUGGUAGCAACGACGAGAGCGACAAUGAAAUCGUCGUGCCUGACCAAAAAGAAGUCUGGCCACAGUUUGUUUCAACGGACGGAUUGGUUGUGCAACAGCCACAGGAACAGGAUACCGUUGUACAAGCCGUACAUCAGACGGAGAAUGGACAAGGCGACGAUAUGUUCAAGAAAUUGGACGACUUGGCGGCCAAAAUGCUGAAGUUGGCUUAUGAUUUUAGACGUACGUUAGAUGAAGUGAAGGAGGUGAACAGGCAACAGAGAAGAGAGCAGGCUCUGGUCGCGCAACUCGGAGGUCGAACGGACGUUAUGGACGCCGUCGGACUGCAACCAGCAUCUGAUGCACAUAACAAGAAGUGUGCCAACUGUAAUCGAGAAGCCUUCGCGGAAUGUUCUCUGUGUAGACGCACACCAUACUGUUCCACUUUCUGCCAACGUAAAGAUUGGUCGAGCCAUCAGGUAGAAUGUGUAAGAGGUGCAACCGAGACUGUAAUGCUCAUAGUAGAAAGUAGCAGUACAGAUACGAGCGCUCUUCCAACGACCGCAACGGACCAAUAGCUAGUGUUCCUCACGCAAAUUCACCAAAGGAAUAUAGAGAACGACAAAUCCGACGUGGAAACGUCGAAAUUCAAAGAGACGAAGACUUGAGCAACGCGUUCGCACUGUAUGAGCCGCAAGAGGAAAACGAUGUAUAUAUAUAGGCAUAUGCAGUAGAAAAUUUUUUGUACGUACAUAAGUUAAAUUAUAAAAGGAAAAGGAAUCACAACUUUUGUGUAAGCUGUGAAGAACUUCAAGGUUUUUGAAAACCAUGUCCAGAUUCAUGUAGUUACGUAGUAACGAAACAGUAUGUCCCUUAUGCCGAACAGUAUAAAAAAUAUGCGCAUUGUUAUAUAUAACGUAAUGUAUAUAUAUACAUUGUUUUAUAUAACAUUCAUUUUUAGAUUAACCCUGGAUUACAUGAGUGUAGCUAGCGAUUACCAACGAUUAGAUUUAGACAGCGGCCUAAGGUUUGGCACACUCGUACGGAUAUCUUAGCCUACGUUAUAAUCAACGUAGUUGAUCAAUUACGUUGAUAAACGUAGUUACAUGACCACUAGGUUUUGAUAUUCUAUUCUGGAUGUACAUUGCAGUCACACUUGUGAAUAAUGUGGUGUGGUAUGGAUCAGAACACGAUGUUGCUUAUGAAAUUACAACUGUUUUUACAACGUGAUGUAACAUCGGAAAUUAUCAAGUCUGUACGGGUAUCACUAAAGCUCUGUAUUGGGCUGUCGUGUAAAUAUAAUCAUUGAUAUUUCUGAAAAUGCGCCGCAACCUUGAAAAGUCUCGAAGUUAAUACAUUUUUAUAUGCUGAUAUAUACAUAUUAGCGAUUGUCCCAGUUAUGAGAAAAGAACCAGGGUUAUGUAUUCACACAUAACAUUAUGCAUCACUUGAAAUACACAUGACAUCUUGAACGAAUUGUUCCUCAAUGAAUAUGCAAACAAUACACAACCAAAGACGGCAAUCUCUACAAUUCUGCAUUUCUGAUGCAGAAUUCGCAAACUCGGAUGUCACAUUUUACAUGCAUCUCACAUCAUUACAUGUGUGUUACAUAUUAUGUCAUCUUACUUUUCUUUAAUACUAAUAUAUAUAUCUAGAGUUUAUAUUUAAAUUUAUUUUACUUAUAUAAAUUUCUUCCGCGUAAUGUUAACCCUUACUAAUAUUUAGAGUACCAACAGUAUAUAUAGAUGCUAAUAGAAAUAUAAAAUAUUUCCAGUUAUACGUGUAAAAUGAAUAGCACGAUUGUGCAAUGUAUGCAAGGUCUGUGUCACAUAAGUGUAAAAAUUUGUGAACCAAUUUAACUGUACACCGCUUUGUACAGUAAGAUUUAUUUUUAUUAAAUAGAUCAGAGAAAUUAUAAUUAAUACGGCACAUAUGAGCAUUUCCACGAGAUUGUAUUGCCUGUACAAUUUGAAAAAUACCGAAGAUUUAAUGCAUUCGAUAUUUAUAUAAUUUUAAUAUAAUUAAUUUCUGAAAUAUAUAGUUUCUUCAUACAAGUUUAACGUAACAAAAUUAUAAUCGUAUUCUAUACUUUAUGAAAGUAAAGCAAAUUUAUCUUUUAUACAUUUAAAAUAUAUGAAAUAAUAGCAAACUAAAGCGCGACAAUGUAAGAUAUAAUGCGUAAAUAAUUUGGUUUUUAAAACCUAUGGAAAUUUGAUUUUUCAUUUUGCUUAAACACAUACACAAUAUACUAGUUACAUUUUCUUUGUAUCUUACAAUUUUACGUGUAUGAUACUAUAUUAUGUGUAUUUAUUACAAUUAUUCAUUAUAUUAAUGACAUAUAGACUAUGAAAAAUUACUUAUAUACAUCUUUCUCUAUGCAAUUUAAUAAAAAACAAAACGAAGUGGAAA
Molecule: messenger RNA, 3575 nt
Organism: Odontomachus brunneus
Lineage: Eukaryota; Metazoa; Arthropoda; Insecta; Hymenoptera; Formicidae
Gene: Deaf1
Product: deformed epidermal autoregulatory factor 1
Exons: 5
Coding region: 317-1744 (475 amino acids)
Biological process (GO): positive regulation of transcription by RNA polymerase II
Molecular function (GO): DNA-binding transcription activator activity, RNA polymerase II-specific; RNA polymerase II cis-regulatory region sequence-specific DNA binding
Source: RefSeq, a predicted model, not a curated record